ACGUUUUGGCAUGGCGUUAGAACAGCGGUCAGUGUUCUUCAUCAGACGGAAACGAGGGUUUGAUUUCGUUCCUGAAGGAGUGCACAGCGGCUAUGGCGACGCAUGCUGGCAUGGGGGUUUUAUAAGAUCAUCAUCUUAGUCGGAACAGGGUACACUGGUACAUUGCUGUUUAAAAACGGGAAGCUUUCUGAUGUAUUGGGCGAACUUCAGGGUUUAGUGAAAGGAUAUGAGGGAAAACAAGGAGAUGGAGCUGAAGGAGAUUAUUCAGAUGCCAUCGCUAGCCAGGUUCGAAGGUUAGCAAUGGAAGUUAGACAGCUAGCUUCUUCACGUCAAAAUCAAAUCACUGUUUUAAAUGGGGGUUCUAGUGGUAAUAUAACAUCUAUGGUGGUACCUGCUGCUGCAUUAGGUGCAGUGGGCUAUGGAUACAUGUGGUGGAAGGGUGUUUCAUUUUCAGACCUCAUGUAUGUCACCAAGAGUAACAUGGCAAAUGCUGUUUCAAAUUUGACAAAAAAAUCUAGAACAAGUUACAGAUGCUCUCGCUCAAAGAGGCACUUAACCCAGAGGAUUGAGAAUUUGGAUGGGAAAUUGGAUGAUCAAGUUGAAAUAUCAAAACUAAUUAAAAACGAGGUGACUGAUGUUCGUGCUGAUGUUUCCCAAAUAGGGUAUGAUUUGGAUUCACUAAAUAAAAUGAUUUCUGGUUUGAAUGGAAAGAUAAUGACAUUGGAAGAAAAACAAGAUAUGACUAAUCUUGGAGUGUGGUACCUCUGCAAUAUGGCUGAUGGAAACAAGUUAUCUGGCACUGCACAGAAACAGUUUAAGCUUGCUGGGAAGUCGUUUGAUGGUCAUCUCUCAUCUGAUGGAAUUCUCUCUCUUGAUGGUGUAAAGGAGAUUGCUGAUAAUUUAGAUCCAGAGAAACAAAUACAAUCAAGAAUGUUGACCAGGAGACAUACGGUCAAAUUAAUAUAAAGACGAUAUUGCCCCUCAUCCUCGAAGUUCUAUUUGUAACGUGUAGAAUAGUGAAAACGUUUAUUUAUGGUUAAUGUUUAGAGGGGACUUGUUCAUGUUCAAUGAACCAUUCCAUAGUUGACUGAUUUGGAUUUUGAAACAAUGGUAAAUUCAGCUUUCUUGUCCAAUUCCAUUCCAACCUUUGAAAUACACAUUCC
This is a messenger RNA of Lactuca virosa, 1163 nucleotides long. NCBI's taxonomy places the organism in Eukaryota, Viridiplantae, Streptophyta, Magnoliopsida, Asterales, Asteraceae. The record is from the annotation of a GenBank genome assembly.